Lethenteron reissneri (Far Eastern brook lamprey) is the source of this 1879-nucleotide messenger RNA. It is a transcript of the gene ACAA2, whose product is annotated as acetyl-CoA acyltransferase 2. Lineage: Eukaryota; Metazoa; Chordata; Hyperoartia; Petromyzontiformes; Petromyzontidae. The record is from RefSeq and is a predicted model, not a curated record. Gene Ontology annotation, molecular function: acetyl-CoA C-acetyltransferase activity. Gene Ontology annotation, cellular component: mitochondrion. Gene Ontology annotation, biological process: fatty acid beta-oxidation.
CUGCCACCACCCCCUACACCUCUAUAAAGAGAGACGUCCAGCCGACGUCGCAUUCGCUUCCCGCACAAAACUCACAUCCCAACAAUCUCCCCCAAGUGUAAAUUUCUUUGCUUUUAAAUCGAUUUGAAUCCUCGUCCACCCACCCCAACUCUCAAUUGUAAUCUCACCGCCACUGCGCCCAAUCCACUUCGCAAUGGCCCUUCUUCGUGGUGUGUUUGUGGUGGCGGCCAAGCGGACGCCGUUCGGCGCGUACGGCGGUUCCCUCAAGGACCUGACGGCCACCGACCUUGCCGAGCACGCGUCGCGCGCCGCUCUUGCCGCCGCCAAACUCUCGCCCGAGAACAUCGACAGUGUCAUCGUCGGAAACGUCAUUCAGAGCUCGUCGGACGCCGCGUACAUGGCUCGGCACGUGGGCCUGCGCAUCGGCGUGCCCAUCCCGGCUCCGGCACUGACCCUGAAUCGUCUGUGCGGCUCCGGCUUCCAGGCUGUCAUUUCCGGCACGCAGGAGAUCUGCGUGCGCGACGCGGAGGUGGUGCUGUGCAGCGGCGCAGAGAACAUGAGCCAGUCCCCUUACGCCGUGCGAGACAUCCGCUUCGGCACCCGGCUUGGGAUGGACCUCAAGAUGGAGGACACUCUGUGGAACGGGCUGACGGACCAGCACAUCAAGAUGCCGAUGGGCAUCACGGCCGAGAACCUGGCGGAGAAGUACAAGCUCUCGAGGGAGGACUGCGACCGCCACGCGCUGCAGUCGCAGCAGCGCUGGCUCGCUGCGCACGAGGGCGGUAACUUCAAGGAGGAGAUGGCACCCAUCGAGAUCAAGGUGAAGAAAGGCAAGCAGAUGAUGGACAAGGACGAGCACGCGCGGCCCACUGUCACCCUGGAGCAACUCGGCAAGCUCCCGAACGUCUUCAAGAAGGGCGGCGUCGUCACCGCUGGCAACGCCUCCGGCGUGUCGGACGGAGCUGCGACUGUGCUGAUUGCGAGCGAGGAAGCCGUUAAGAAGCUCAAACUCACCCCACUGGCCAGAAUCGUGGCCUAUCACGUGUCUGGCUGUGAUCCCAACAUCAUGGGCAUAGGCCCAGUCUCGGCCAUCCAGGGAGCUCUGAAGAAGGCUGGAUUGAGCAUCAAGGACAUGGACCUGGUGGAUAUCAACGAGGCGUUUGCGCCGCAGUACCUGUCCUGUGCCAAGGAGCUUGGGCUGGACCCUGCGAAGAGCAACGUCAAUGGUGGUGCCAUCGCACUGGGUCACCCGCUGGGGGCGUCGGGCACACGCAUCACGGCCAACCUGGUGCACGAGCUCAGGCGACGCGGUGGCAAGUAUGCUGUCGGGUCUGCGUGCAUCGGAGGUGGCCAGGGCAUCGCGAUUGUGCUGCAGAAUGUCAGCUGAAGCGAGCCUGGAUCAACAGGUGUUGCGACAAGCUGGGCUAAGCCAGUCUAUUAAGUGGGCCUCUCCAAGAAAUGGAGAUUAAAAGAAAAGUGAAAACCAUAAAACAAUAUAAAUUUGGCCCACCUGAGUAGUAAAUGGGGUUAUCUGUUCACGUGGGAAAUAAUGUGCCUUCAUUGGGUUAAACUGUAUAGCUGCAACUGUGACACAAGUUAUCCAAAAACUGCUUUGUACAUGUUUUCACAUGUUUUCACUCAUACAUAGCUUGAUAUUCGUAUGUACAUAUAUACGUAACAUGUAAUGUACUCUCUACAUGCAUCCAUUCACCAUAUACUCCAACUAUGCCAAGAAAUCUUGAGUACAUUUAAAGGGCUGUUUUUUUUAAAGGAGCUUAAAUGAUAUUUUUGGCAAAUAGGGUGCAACUUAAUAUUGUGCUGCUUGUACGGGAAGUUGAAGGCCAAGCAUCUUUUGGAAAUAAACAACUUUUAUUGCAAA